UAACACGGUUCGACUUCGUCCCGAGUUGAAGCGGGUUGGGUUGUUAUCACGGGCAAACUGAGCAUUGCUGAAGAACAACGCAAAGCAAUUAAAGAUAGGUCGGUAUUUUUCUCUUCGGUAAGCACUGCGGUUUUGUGAGACAGUCGUCCUGUGCGGUUAGGCCACGGGAGGUAUUUGUAUUUAGUAAUAGUAUCACUGUACAUUGUGGUCUGUUUUAUUGUCAUGUCUGCCGUUUUUCUGUAUGAAAAGACGAUAGCAUUUUUUAAAUUUAGUUUAUUGUAGUCUUCAGUGCCAUACAUUAUGUAGACUUAGCAUGACGUGUAUGGUUAUAAUUGUGCUGUUUUUAUCUUCGACCUCCCUGUAAUGCUGCAGCUCUGGCCUCGGUGUGUGUUUCUAUUUAUCCCGAUGUUAUAUUUUAAAGUUUCAUUGCCAUUGUGACCUUGUCAUCUAUACUUUCACAACGUCACUUUGUGCAGGCUAACAUAAAUAAAUAAAUACAUUUAAAAAAUACAACACCUACAGUUGAAGUGACGUCAAUCCAAUUGCCAGGGCAAAUCAUCUUGGAGCAGAACGUUUAUGCCUGUAGGGUGAGGUUAAUCCCCGGCCCCCAGACUAUAGUGUUCCAGGUUAAUCCCUGGACCCCAGACUAUAGUGUUACAGGUUAAUCCCUGGACCCCAGACUAUAGUGUUCCAGGUUAAUCCCCGGACCCCAGACUAUAGUGUUACAGGUUAAUCCCCGGGCCCCAGUCUAUAGUGUUCCAGGUUAAUCCCCGGCCCCCAGACUAUAGUGUUACAGGUUAAUCCCGGGACCCCAGACUAUAGUGUUACAGGUUAAUCCCCGGACCCCAGACUAUAGUGUUACAGGUUAAUCCCCGGCCCCCAGACUAUAGUGUUACAGGUUAAUCCCCGGCCCCCAGACUAUAGUGUUCCAGGUUAAUCCCCGGGCCCCAGACUAUAGUGUUACAGGUUAAUCCCCGGCCCCCAGACUAUAGUGUUACAGGUUAAUCCCUGGCCCCCAGACUAUAGUGUUACAGGUUAAUCCCCGGCCCCCAGUCUAUAGAGUUCCAGGUUAAUCCCUGGCCCCCAGACUAUAGUGUUACAGGUUAAUCCCCGGGCCCCAGACUAUAGUGUUACAUUACCAAGCAUGCCUCUUCAGUUCAGUUUGGAAUAGCACUUGUUUUACGGAAGAGAAUUUGAUUGAGUCACCGAUUCACAUUGUUCACCAGUCUUUCUUUCAGUCUGACACAAUGAAGCUGUUGGUAAAGACAGCCCAGACUUUGUUGUCGGUACAGAAGGCGUCUCCACCCAGCGGCUGCAGGCGUUUCUGGGGCUGGCUGAACGCAGUGUUCAACAAGGUGGAUUACGAGCGUAUCAAAGCGGUGGGUCCCGACCAGGCUGCCUCGGAGUGGCUCCUGCGCUGCGGGGCGAAGGUCCGGUUCCAGGGCUUCGACAGGUGGCAGCACGAUUACAACGGCCUCCCCACCGGCCCGAUCGGCAGGUACAAGAUCCAGGCCAUCGACGCCACCGAGUCCUGCAUCAUGUACAGGGGCUUCGACCACCUGGAUGGCCUGGAGCACGUUGAAGAGAUGAAGUUGUGCAAGUGUAUCUACAUCGAGGACGCGUGCCUAGAGAGACUGAGCAAGGUGGAGAAGCUGCAGGAGAGCCUGCUGAGGAUGGAGCUGGUGUCCUGCGGCAAUGUGACUGACCGGGGGCUGCUCGCCCUGCACCACCUCAGGAACCUGGAGAGGCUGCUUCUCAGCGACCUUCCGGGAGUACGGGAGAAAGACAAGACAGUUCAAAUGCUGCGCACCGCACUGCCAAACCUGGACAUUGAGCUGGACCUGGACUAGCACAGGACAGCAGCAUGGGAUGGACUGGGCGAGGCUUGACUGGACAGCCUGGCACUGGGACAGAACACAGUCAUGAGACUAGCUUGUUUCAUUGGGCUGGGUGGAUGAGACUAGCUCGUUGUGUUUCAUUGGGGCUGGGUGGAUGAGACUAGCUCAUUAUACAGGACAGUGUUUGCGUUGCGUGUGUUAAGAACCCUAACAGAAACAUCUCAAAGGACAACAUUUAUUUCAAUGAUGAGUUCUGAUUUUGUGUGUUUCCUGUAAGUGAGAGACACGCAGGGUCUCUAAGUGCUGAGGAAACAGCUGUGAACGUGUUUUGCAGGAUCUUAAUUGCUGCAGAGGUUGGAAUAAUGCAUCUCUAUGCUAAUGCGUGUUUUGCUUUGACAGGUGUCUGCUAUUUUAGUUUGUUUAUUUGUUUCUGCUUUGUGCAAGAAAUCUGAAUGUAAAAACGAUCCUCGAAUGCCUAUAGACAGCCAUGCUGACAACUGAACUGUGUUUGUGUGAAGGGGGUACAUCAUUAAAUAAAUCAAAUCAAACAA
This is a messenger RNA of Polyodon spathula (Mississippi paddlefish), 2389 nucleotides long. RefSeq names its product distal membrane arm assembly component 2 like (gene dmac2l). Lineage: Eukaryota; Metazoa; Chordata; Actinopteri; Acipenseriformes; Polyodontidae. The coding region runs from base 1248 to 1850 and encodes 200 amino acids. The record is from RefSeq and is a predicted model, not a curated record. The transcript is spliced from 5 exons.